GCUCUUUCUCUCUCAUCAUCCCUACAUCUUCUAACAUGAUUACAAAAUAACAGCUAGAGAGAUAUUAUAAAAAGUAGAGAGAAGCUCAAUAUUUUAUUUCAUCUUCAUUUAUAAAUGUCAUCAACGCUUUGUUAACCUCUCAUCUACCAAAAAUUCAUGCCAAUUUCACUACUAUUUACUUCCCAAUUCUGCUGGCUUUCGCCGGGAAGUUAAUCCGUCGCCGGAGGAGCAAUGAACGCCGUACACAACAGCGUUGAAACUGUUAACGCCGCAGCUACCGCCAUAGUCUCUGCUGAGAGCCGUGUUCAGCCGAUAGCAGUUCGUAGGAAAAGAUGGGGAAUUCGCUGGAAUUUAUACUGGUGUUUUGGAUCUCACAAACAGACGAAGAAAAUAAGCCACUCUGUUCUAGUUCCAGAGACAGUUGUGGCCGGAGUUCCUCCAGUAACUAGUUUCAAUACUGAAAACAUGGUUCGCCCAAUUAACACAGUUCUAUUACCUUUCAUUGCUCCUCCUUCUUCCCCUGCUUCGUUUCUCCAGUCAGAUCCUCCAUCUUCCACUCAAUCACCAUCUUCUGGGCUUCUCUCCCUUUCAACAGCAGCAGCAGCGAAUGCUUACUCCUCCUCUUCCAAUUCAGCCACAGUUUUUGCAAUUGGACCUUAUGCUCACGAAACCCAACUUGUUUCACCCCCAGUUUUUUCCACCUUCACUACAGAACCAUCGACAGCCUCUUUCACUCCCCCAACUGAACCAGUUCAAUUCCCAACCACAACACCUUCUUCUCCAGAAGUUCCUUUUGCUCAACUUUUGGCAUCAUCACUAGGCCGAGCUAGAAGGAACAACGGAGGAGGUCAGCAAAAGUUCCUGUUGUCACAGUAUGAAUACCAACCGUAUCCACUUCAUCAAGGAAGCAACCUGGUAUCCCCUGGUUCAGGUGUAUCAUCACCUUUCCUCCCAGGGAAAUCAUCCAUUGGAGGGGAAGUACCGAAGCUCCUCAACUUUGAUUAUUUUGGAACUGGAAAAUGGGGUUCGAGAUUAGGAUCAGGCUGCUUGACACCAGAUGGCACUGAACCUGUCUCUCGAGACAGUUACAUCCAUGUAAACCAAAUGUCGGAGGUGGCAUCACUUGGAGAUGAUCAGGAGAUAGUUGAUCAUAGAGUUUCCUUUGAAUUGAUUGGUCAGGAGGUUUCUUUAGCAGCAAAAGUUUCGGAAUCUUUACAAGACGUUGGGUUGUGUAAUGAAACACGAAAGAAGGCUGCUGCAGCUGCUUCUGUUAUGGAAGAAGGAGAUCAAGAGCAGUGCCCACUGAAGCAAAGAUCGGUCUCAAUGGGGUCUGUGAAAGAGUUCAAUUUCGAUAACAGAAAGGAGGAGGAAGUGUCGAAUAAGACAACACUGAAUACUACGAAAUGGUGGGUUAAUAAUGAUGGGGAUGAGGAGAAGGAGGUUAAGAAUAAAUGGGCAUUCUUCUCAAUGGUUCAAUCAGGAGCCAGCUAGUGUGGUAAUAAUAUUAUUGGGGUUCAAAAUGGUGAGGAUUUUUAGUUUGAGCAUUCUUUUCUUUCAUGACCAAUUUAUUUGAUUAUUAUAUAUAUAUAUAUUAUUUCCCCCUUUCAUCAGUACACUCUAGAAAGCUAGAAAGUGAGCUUCUUUUUGGUUAUUAAAUCAAAAUAUCCAUACAUCAGUGUAAAUGUAUACUAGAUAUUGUAUUUGUGGUGGUUUCCCUGCUUUUCUUUUUCAUGUAAUAAUAUAGAGAUUACCAAAUACAUUAGA
Impatiens glandulifera is the source of this 1764-nucleotide messenger RNA. RefSeq lists its product as uncharacterized. NCBI's taxonomy places the organism in Eukaryota, Viridiplantae, Streptophyta, Magnoliopsida, Ericales, Balsaminaceae. The transcript has 2 exons. Bases 232 to 1491 code for a protein of 419 amino acids. The record is from RefSeq and is a predicted model, not a curated record.